AUGCAGAAACUCAAGCCAGAACAGCAAAAAGGGCACGCGUGGAGACGUUUCAAGUUUGCAGCACUCUGGGCGCCCGCGACCAGUGAAAACUGCAGUCCAGCGGUGGCAUCUCCUAUUGAGUGCUGCCUGAUUCGGAAAAGGCAUGUGGGUCGCUGA
Peronospora matthiolae is the source of this 156-nucleotide messenger RNA. Lineage: Eukaryota; Oomycota; Peronosporomycetes; Peronosporales; Peronosporaceae. The record is from the annotation of a GenBank genome assembly.